Messenger RNA from Gadus chalcogrammus (walleye pollock), 4589 nucleotides. RefSeq lists its product as uncharacterized. The record is from RefSeq and is a predicted model, not a curated record. Lineage: Eukaryota; Metazoa; Chordata; Actinopteri; Gadiformes; Gadidae. Bases 172 to 1131 code for a protein of 319 amino acids. The transcript has 6 exons.
AAGCACCUUUGUAGCAAUUAGUGUCUAUAAAGGAUCACACAUAUCAGUUUACAGAAAGACACGAUCGGCCAACAAGUGAGGCUGUACCAGGGUGCCGACCUGGUUAACUUGUGAGGAAUCGAAACCGAAGCGUUAAUCCGAGGAUUCAGGAACACACUACUACUGUUAAGGAUGGCAGGACUAUCGUCGAGAGAGCGCACUGGCUGCAAUAGUCUGCUGAACCUGAUGUCAGAAAGUGAUUUGCGAUCGCUUUGUGAUACAGUCACAAAUAGUCAGAGGUUUUUCGCAGGAUCUGUCGAAGACUUAAAGAAAGCAAUUAUUUUAAACUCCAACGAUGCGGCGGAAUUCCUGAAAAGGAGGAAAGUGCAGCGAGAUUUAAUUUUACAGUACCUCGCCAAAGAGGGAAUUGUCAUGCCACCCAACAGUGAAAAACAACCGCUGAUAGAAAAGACCUUAUGGUUUUGGUCGUCUGAAGAGAAAUUCCAUGGACGCGGUGAUCUCCCACAAGCAGCAACAAGAGAGGAUACGGGUCGAUGCCACGCGUUGCGAAAGGAGACCCCAAGAAAUGCCCAGCCAGAGUUGUCCCGUCAAGGCCCAUUACUGGAGGGAAUGAUUCAGUCCGUAGGAACACAGGCUGAGACGCCCCUUGAUCUGUCCGGGGAACCAUUUUGCAGCUGGUUCUUUACACUCCUAAACAGCCAGAACCCCGCCGUGGCCGAUUAUUCUCCAGAAUGGGGACUACAACUUUUUUGCCUCAAUGCAAAACUAAAUAUAAUAUAUAGCAUGAUCGGCCAAAAUUCGGGGCUGUACCAGGGUGCCGAACAUGUUUACAUGUGUCUGCUGUCGCUGGUCAGCAAGGAACGGCUGCUCCUCUACCCCAGCACGGAGAACUGCAGGUACGAGGUUGUAAACAACCUGAACAGGGAGGUUCUUCUCGCUGUUGGCGGCAUCGUCCAUCAUGAACCAUCCAACUGCAGACGGGGAUACUUCGAGCAGGUGUUUGGUCUCAUCUGCUCGCAGAAGGGAGAAUGGAAAAUUAAGUUCACUGAUUUAAUUAUCGGAAUACCCGGGAUUCUUGAUGGGCCCCCAAAGGUUACCUGGGACUUUGAUGAGCUGAAACUCCGCUUUUAAUCAUAAUAAUAAUUAUGUUUGCUUUAGCUUUCUGCUAAAUCUUAAAUACAUUGCACUUUCUAAUUUUUUUUUUAACUUUGCCUUUAUUUUCUAUUCUAUUACUAAAAUGCCUUUUUAACUUUCUAUUCUACUAAUUUCUUUGCAUAUUUUUUUCUUUUACUUAUCUAUUAUUUUAUUUUAUUGUAUGACAAUGAUUAUAUUUGGGGAAGCACUUUGAGUCUGCCUUGUGUUUGAAAAAUGCUACAUAAAUAAAGUUGCCUUGCCUUGCCUUGCCUAAUUUUGAUCUUGAGAUUUAGAAUCAAAAGGUGUGGGUGCUCUGGCUCAUAGCAGAGACGCAUGGCUUAGUUUGCAGACAAGGCUGGACUGGGACAUUCGGAAGAGGGAAAUCAAGCUGUUAAUUUUUUUGCCAGAACCUUCUGUCAGGGGUUGAUUAAGGUUUAGUUAUUCACAUACGGUUCUUCAGAGAGAACAGUUUUAAAUAGCAAAGAUUUUUUAUUUGUUUGCAUUCUGUCUGUUCAGCGUCCUCCAAUUUGGGCGGGUGGUGGCAGGGUUUAUAAUGUUAGCAUAGUAAUUUAGAGUUUAGUUUAUUGGUUUGAGUGUGGAUAAGGAACUGAAUGUUAGUUUUAAAAUUACUUUCUUUUUUAUUAUGUUCAUGGUUAUUGGUUAUGGUUAAUACUGGGUUCUCUGCACAUUCCUAACACCAAAAAGAUAAUUCUGUACUUUUUAUUCUUGAAUAAAUGAAACAGCAAAGAUUAGUGUGCCAUUUUUUGUUUGGAUAUUCCAAUGUAGAAAUUAUCAGUUUAACCCUAACCCUAACCUUUUUUUUGCAAUUGUAACUCGCUUCCUCUUGUGGACGUAGAGUAUACUACAACAGUAGUCGCUAAAGAGUAUAAUGGCCAUACACAUUGUUGAUUAAAUUGAUUUUUUUUUAUUUGAUGGACAAUGCAAUACAUAUUCAAAUACAAUUGAAUUUCUUAAUUUUGGCAAUACAAUAAUCAAAUUACAUUUCGUGGUCCAGUUGACAGCAUUUGUACUCUAUAUUUACUCUCUGGCACUUGUAAAGAAAAAGUCAGGCUUCACAUUGUCAUUAAUCUAUUCUAAUGGAUAAAGUUUUAAUCAACACAAAAAUAAAUAUUCACCAACUUAGAAUAAUGAAAAAUGUAACCCUUUGAAUAAGAAGUCCUGGAUAAGUAUGGAAAUAAGACUCCAGCUCAGUUUAUUUAUUUUUUUACAAUAAGCCUAACAUUUGAUACAAAUUGGGGAUGUUGAAAGCUGGGAAGGGAAGGGCAGCUCUCUCAGUCAGUUUUUAAUGGACCACCAGGCGUAAUGAGCUCAUCCAUUCAUAUACAAUAGAUCACAAUGAAGAACAUGCCUUGGGAAAAUCAGGGCGAGUUACCGAAACGUCACUUGGAGUCUGAUUCUUCACCCGACACCAAUCUGCCAAUGUUCUAGUGUACUGAUUUAUGAGUUGAAAACUAGAUUAUGUUUCUCCUAUAAAGGUUAAACUUAAUUGUUAAAUUAACCAAAAAAUAUAUAUUUAAAAGGGGACUUAUCUGUUCACUUGAAAAAAAGGAAAGAAUUAACUUGAAAGGGAAAGUAGCUCAAAUAAAUAGGUAACCUAUAGCUGAUAGCCUGUCCUCCCAGAUACAUGUGUUGUCAAUUCCAUAUUCAUCAUUGUGCAUCCAGAAAGGGAGAUUAAAUGGUUAGCAUUUGCUUUCUGUUUACCGCCUCCUUUGACUUGCAGAGUUACAGUAGCCUAGCUCCAGAUCAUGUGAGGGAAAUACAAAGAUCGAUCAAACCAUUAUAAUCAUUAGAUUGGGAGCUUUGAUGGAUGAUUCUAUUAGUAUAUGAUGAGCACAGCCAGCCAAGCUUAAAAUCUUUUUAAAAUUACAUCAAGCUAUACGAUCCAACCAGGCAUAUAAACGGUGCCAGCCAAAAUGUGCUUAGAAACAUACAUUGUCUGCUAUACAAGAUUUGGAGAACCAAUUCUCAGCACCAGAGAUACAAUUAUGCAAGUUACAGUCAGUGUUGGACUUCCAACAGAGGGCGACUAAGGACCACCCCAGUUUUGACCAAAUUUUGGUUAGCCCUGAUAGGAUUAUUCUUGUCAGAUGCUCCCUAAAAAUGCAUCCAAUCAUGAUAAAAUAUAUUUAUCUAUUAUUUAUGCAUAUACAAAACCUAGCUUUUCCUUAAAAUUAUCUUGAAUACGACAAAAAGAAACUGCUUGAUGUUGACAAUACUGGUCUCUUUUUCAAUUGGUUAAAUACAUUGGCUGUUUCACACAUCACGUUAGCCAGGCAAAAGAGCACAGCAGGGCUACAAAUGUGCUGGAAUAUUUUUUUUAGUGGCGAAAUGUAACAUGGGAAUUAUUCUUGGCAGCCAUUAACAAGCCUCUGGAAUUGUUAAUAUCUCGAACUAUCAACUUUGACUUAACUGAGGCCAAAGUUGUGGGAAGGGGAUACUACUUCAGCUAUUGAUCUCAAAAUGUCACCUCACCACACCCACCUCCCAGAAAGAAUAAUAACAAGUUGAUCGCCUUCUGUCUUUAUGACUGUGAGCGGCUCUGUAUUUUAAUAGGUGGUUUGGCUGUGGGCACGCCACUCUGUCGCAAGGAUUCAAAAAUACUGCAGCAACUUGCCUGCAAACAGUUUGACACUGCUGGGUUUUUACUCUAGAAUCAAGUUAUGAGUAUUUUCUCAUGAAGUGGCACGCCUAUGCUUUGAAAAAGUUUAUAGGUUAUAAACUCAAAAAAACAUUAUAUAUAAUAGUCUGCAUGUCUGUUUCUGAUAAUAGCUCAAUAGUUUGUCAGUUGUUAGAAGCAUACUGGACCAUAAGAUCCAGGCCAUUUUACUCAUUGACACACAGAUUUAGUAAAGCUGCAUGGUUUCCGAGAAUGACCAUUUACAUUUGUGUUUUGGUGGAAAUUUGCCACAGUUCUCGGGAGUUCUUUGCGGGUAUGUGGGACUUCGAUGGAUUUGGAAUUGCGAUAGCAUCGUCAACAAUGAUAUUAAAUAAUGUUGGUCAGCUUUUCCUUUGAUGAUCUAGUUUUACUAUAAUGAAACUCCCUCACUUUAAAACAUGUAGAUGACCUGAGAAAUGCAAGUGAAGUAGGCUUUUCACAUAAAAUAAUGAUUUUUGAAACCUUGACAAAACUAUUUUUUCUAUAAUCUUAGCACUUUAGGCCUCUGACUGGUGAAAUUAAAAGGGGUUCUCUAGGCUAUGAGUUAAAGAGACCAGCAGAGGGCAGACUAACUACACCAAACUGAAAACAAUUUCCUCCCUGAACAAACCUCACACAACAUGUGCAAGAUUAUUAGUUGCUCUCCAUUAAGAAUAUGAUUUUAAAGAAAGUAAUUGAAUUGUCUUUCAUUUAUUCCAAUGUAUUGAUUUUGGUGAAGGCAUAGGAGGCUGCAUGCUGUCUGUAAAGAGCCAAUAGGCCUACACGGAGGAGUUUUAAU